Vigna angularis (adzuki bean) is the source of this 510-nucleotide messenger RNA. Its product is annotated as repetitive proline-rich cell wall protein 3. Lineage: Eukaryota; Viridiplantae; Streptophyta; Magnoliopsida; Fabales; Fabaceae. The transcript has a single exon. The record is from RefSeq and is a predicted model, not a curated record. Bases 1 to 510 code for a protein of 169 amino acids.
AUGGCUUCCUUUUCAACCUUUCUGGUGUUACUUCUUGCUGCCCUAAUCCUCAGUCCUCAAGGUUUUGCUAGUUAUGACAAACCAAUCAAGAAGCCUCCCAUUUACAAGCCUCCCAUUGUAAAGCCUCCCAUUGUAAAACCUCCCAUCAUUUACAAGCCUCCAAUUGUAAAGCCUCCCAUCAUUUACAAGCCUCCAAUUGUAAAGCCUCCCAUCAUUUACAAGCCUCCCAUUGUUAAGCCUCCCAUCAUUUACAAGCCUAAGCCUCCCAUCAUUUACAAGCCUAAGCCACCCAUCAUUUACAAGCCUAAGCCUCCCAUCAUUUACAAGCCUAAGCCUCCCAUCAUUUACAAGCCUAAGCCUCCCAUCAUUUACAAGCCUCCAAUUAUUAAGCCACCCAUCAUUUACAAGCCAAAACCACCUUUCUACAAGCCACCAUACAAGAAGCCACCCUGCAAGAAGAAACCUCCUUAUGGAAAGUACCCUCCAGUGGAGGACAACAACCAUGCCUAG